AUGACAGAAGCCGAGAUCGGUCCAGUGCGGGACCAGCUGUACUCUGACAAGCAGAAGAUUCGGAAGAGCUCCUGGCAUGACUCGGGCAGCUGGCACCCAGCGCCUCCGCCCGCGCCCUGCGCAGUGGCGUCAUGGCCGGGCCUGGUGGACGUGUACCUGAGGCACCUGAAGAAGGGCGGCGACCUCGCCGCCAAGCGCUCCGGCGGCGACGUCGCGGGCGUGAGGCUGCUGCGGCGCAUCGUCGCCGCGGCCGACGACGAGGAGCGAUGCGGCCCCCACGCCUGCCACGUGCUGCGCCGCACGCCGCAGCUCUUUGCGUUCGUUGGGGACGCCCUCCACACGCCGGAUGCCUUCAAGGGUGGCACCGGCACGGAGCUGUGCAUGCUGCUGCAGAAGCAGCUGCUGAGCAACCCGGCCUACUGCCAGCGUGUCCCGGUCGCCAAGUUCAUUGAAGUCCUGGGCCCCAUUAUGGAUCACAUGGAAUCGCUGCUGGACCCCCAAGCCCCGCCGGCAUCGCGCGCGCAUGCGUCCACCCAGCGCGGCGCGCCGCCCGGCGGCAGCGGCGUCAUCGCGCCGUCUGAGGAGCUGCAGCGGCUGUCGGGGCUGGUGCUGGCGCUGCUGACGCAGGCGCCGGGCGUGCUGCCGCCGGGGACGGCGCAGGACGUGCUCGUGUUCUUGGGGAACGUGAUCAAGGCCAUGAACGAGCAGAGGGAGUUCUCCAAGACCGCCCUCAACGCGCUGCAGGCGCUGCAGCACCUGCUGCUGGCCUGCGGCCACUCGCUGCGGGGCGUGCCGCUGUACGAGCAGGCCAGCCACGUGCAGAUGUACAUCAAGCGCGCGUGGCGUGAGGGACGGCUGCCGCGCUUCAAGGAGGCUCUGUACGGCUACUGCCGCGCUGCGCUGCGGCUGGGCCUGCUGCAGGCGCUGGGCCCCGUGGCGGUGUCGGAGGUGCAGCAGCUGGUGCUCAACGACCUCACAGCUGAUGAGUUCAGCUGGGACACCGAGGGCGGGCAGCCGGGCGCGCCACUGGCGCGCCACCAUGCGGCGCUGGCGGCGCUCGCGGGGGACCUCUUUCACUACGGCCAGGCCUUCCACGAGCAACAGCAGCAGCAACACACCUCGGCAGUGGCGGCGGCGCAGCCGUCCCAGCCGCACCCGCAGCAGCAACAGCAGCAGCAGCAGGGGUGCGGACAGCAGCGGCGGCGGCGGGCCGGCCGGGGGUCGGGGUCUGACGGCGGCGGCAGCGAUGGCGGGGACGUGGACGCAGAUGACGAGGUGAUGGGAGAGGAGGAGCUGCUGGAGCUGCCGAAGAAGCGAUCUCGGAAGCGGUGGGACGAGCUGCUGUGGCUGCUGCGCGUCGCGCGCGAGUUGGCGCUGACGUGGCCCACGCUGCUGCACCCGGUCGCAACCUCGCCGCCCCCAAACGGCGCCCCCUUGACCGUCGCCGCGGGCGCGGCGCGGCGGCAGCAGCCGGAGCGGGAGGCGCAGGCGGCGGAGGCGGGGCGGCUCUGGCAGGGGGUAUUUGACGCGACCCUCAAUUUUGGCGCGGCGUCUCGAGGCGCAAAAGGCGGCCCGGGGGCAGCGGCGGCGGCGGCGCACCAGCACCAGCACCAGCACGGCGCCGCCGCCGCCUGCUUCGGGCUGCUGCCGGCAGUCCAAGAGGCGGCCUCAUGGCUGCUGCAGUCGCAGCUCUCCUGCCGCCUGCUGGCCGCCGCGGCCGGCGCGCCCAACGCCGCCGCCCUCGCGGCACGGCUGCGGCCGCUGUGGGCGGCGCCGCUGCGCGACCCGGAGGCGGCGCUGCUGGCGACGAUCGCGUCCUGUGGACGGCUGGCCGGCGCAGGGCGAGAGGACGGGGACUUGCUGGGGUCCCUCGUGACUGCCUGCAUCCAGACGAUCACCGGCGGCGGCCCCGGCGGCGCCAGCGCGACCGCGUUGGCCGCGGCGCCCCCGCUCGGCCCGCGCCCGCCGGUGCUUGCGGCCCUACACGCGCUGCUGCUCGCGCCGCCGGCGCUCGGCGGCGCCGCGCUGCUUGAAUUAGACAGUGAGGGCGCGCGUGCGGCGCCGGACGACGAGGCGCUGGGCGCCACGGGCGCGGGCGCGCCGCUGGUCGGCAGCGGGACGCUGGCGGCGCGCGUGCUGGCCCAGGUGGAUGCAUGGGAGGCCGGCCUCGCGCCGCCCAGCCUGCUGCAGUCGCCCGCGCUCGCGGCUGAGGCCGCGGCGGCGUCCGCCGCCGGCUCGAGCUUGGGCGCCGGGCUGGCGGCCGCGCGCAGCGGCGCUGCAGCGGCGGCGGCGGCGGUGCCCUCCGCGCCCGGCGGUGCAUGCGGCAGCGCGGUCGGCCUGGCGUGCGGUUGGUGGGCGCCGGACGCGGAGGCGUCGCUGGCGGAGCGCCAGCUCAGCGCGCUGGAGCCCGCGUGGCAGCGGCUGGCGCGGCGCCUGGAGGCUGCGCGGGCGGCGGGGGUCGCGGCACGGGUGGCUGCCCUGGAUGAGAGCGAGCGAUGCGGCGGCGGCGGCGGCGGCGGCGGGGUCGAGGACGAGGACGAGGCGGCGGAGGGCGGGGCAGGCGGAGCCGGGGGGGCGCGGCAGCUGAUAGGCGCCCUCCAGGACAUCUCCGGCCGCUUGGAGAUUCGCGUCGCCCGGCCGCCGUUCGGCGCCCCCGAGGGCGCCGCCGCAGCGGCCGCUGCUGCCGCCGCCGUAGCAACGGCGGAGGCGGCGCGCCUGCACCUGCUGCCACUGCUGCAGGCCGCGACGGCGGCCGCCGCGCUGUCCGCAGCGGCGGCUGCGCAGCGGGCGCCGCCGCCGAAGACCAUCGAGCUUGCGGCGUCGCAGGAAGAGCCGAUGCAUGUUGAUUGCGAUCUACGAGAUGACCGCGCGGCGCGGCCGCUGGCGGCGCCCCUGCAUGCGGGGCGGGAGGACGUGGCCGCGCUGCUCGGGCCGCAGCUGUGCCUUGCAGUCGCGUCGGCGCUGCUGUGCGCGGGGCCGGCGCUCGUGGCCCUGCUGCCCGACCCCUCGACCUUCUACAGCGGCGCCCCCCUCCUACGCCAGCUCAGCCUCCUGUCCUCAGAAAUCUCGCGCCUCGGCCGCCUGCGCCACGGCGCGGUCGCGGACGUUGCGGCGGCGCUUGUGGGCGCGUGCGGGCUGCUGGAGGGCGCCGCGCAAUCUGCUGCAGCGGCGGCUGCCGCGGCGGCGGAGGCGGGGGCGGACUUGGACGCAGGCCGAGACGCGCGGGCGCGCGAGCCCGCCACCUUGGACGCCGGCUUUGACGACGACCUCGACUUCGGAAAGGUCCCCGCCUUCAAGCGCCCGGCCGCGACACCCGCGGUGCUCACCACGCACCCAGCCACCAACGCCGCUGCCGCCCUGCAAGCGACGCAGGUCGCCGCCGCCGCCGCGGCCGGCUCGGCGGCCGGCCACGCGGCGGCGGCGGCGGCCAGUGGCGGGCUGUUUGGCGGCAAGGCGUACGGCGGGGCACAGGGUGUUGAAGGGUCCGCGCUGCGCGUGCUACGAGCCCUGGCAGAGGCGGACGGCGCGGCGGUGUCGGGCUGUGUGCUGCGGCUGUGGCAGGCGGUGCACUCGACGAAGGGCGCUGCGCCCGCCGAGCAGCUGGUCGAAGAGAUGGCUGAUGUCAUGGUGACGGCGGUGUGCUCAGGCACCUGGCUCGACGCGCGGUCGGCCGUUAUGAUGCUCGACCAGCGCCAGGGGCUGCUCAGCGGCAAGGCCCACGGCCCCGCGCGCGUCUCCGCCGCGCUCGCGCUGCUCUGCCGCCUCGCCGCCGCGGCCGCCGCGCGCGGCGCCGCGGGGGCGCUGCUGGAGACGCGGGCGGAGCGGCGGCGGCACGAGACUGCGUCGGCUGGGGCACAGGGGGAGGGGGAGGCCAUGGAGGAUGACUGCGAGGAAGAAGACACCGUCAUGGAUUCGAUGACAGACGUGCGAUGA
This is a messenger RNA of Monoraphidium neglectum, 3933 nucleotides long. RefSeq lists its product as hypothetical. The record is from RefSeq and is a predicted model, not a curated record. Bases 1 to 3933 code for a protein of 1310 amino acids. The transcript has 12 exons. Lineage: Eukaryota; Viridiplantae; Chlorophyta; Chlorophyceae; Sphaeropleales; Selenastraceae.